AUGGCGUUCCGUGCUCCUCUGCGACUGCAAUUGGCCAAGUGCCAGCCGCUUCUGGCCGUCUCCUCGCGCGGCAACGCUCGUGCGGUGUCUUCUGCGACGGCCGCCUCGAGCCUCCCGGAGGACGUCAAGAGCAGCAUCACAAGCCAGGCCUCUUUACCGAACCCUGAUCCGACCGAAGACUCGGCGAGCGCCGCCCUCGUCCGCGAACAUGCGCCCUACAUGGUCGCCACUUAUGCCCGCCCGCCGCCCGUAUUCGUAAAAGGCCAGGGAUCUGUGCUCUGGGACAUCGAGAACAGGCAGUACCUCGACUUUACCGCCGGCAUCGCCGUCAACUCCCUCGGCCACUGCGACCCGGAGCUUACCAAGCUCUUGACCGAGCAGGGAAGCACCCUCAUGCACGCGUCGAACCUCUACUACAACCCCUGGACCGGCGCCCUCUCCAAGCUCUUGGUCGAGAAGACCCGUGAGGCUGGCGCCAUGCACGACGUCAACUCCGUCUUCAUCUGCAAUUCGGGCUCCGAGGCCAACGAGGCCGCUAUCAAGUUCGCCAGGAAGGCCGCCAAGGUCGGCCAGGCCUCGGGUGACAAGUACGAGAUCGUCUCGUUUAACAACGCUUUCCACGGCCGGACCAUGGGCAGCCUGUCAGCCACCCACAACCCCAAGUACCAGGAACCCUUUGCGCCGAUGCUUCCCGGCUUCAAGCUCGGCGCGUUCAACGACGUCGCGGCCAUUAACGACGUCGUCACGGACAAGACGUGCGGCGUCAUCGUCGAGCCCAUCCAGGGCGAGGGCGGCGUGACGCCCGCGACGGACGAGUUCCUCAUCGCCCUCGCCAGGCGCUGCCGCGAGGUCGGCGCCGUCCUCAUCUACGACGAGAUCCAGUGCGGCCUGUCGCGCACCGGCGCGUUCUGGGCGCACGCUCACCUGCCCAAGGAGGCACACCCGGACAUCAUCACCACCGCCAAGGCGCUCGGCAACGGCUUCCCCAUCGGCGCCACAAUCGUCAACGGCAACGUCUCGGACAAGAUCAAGGUGGGCGACCACGGCACCACCUUUGGCGGCAACCCCCUCGCCUGCCGCCUCGCCCACAACAUCGUCUCCCGCCUCGCCGACCCCGGUCUGCAGAAGGCUGUCGCCGCCAAGGCCGACAUCUUCAGGACCCGCUUCGACGCCCUGCGCGAGCGCUUCCCCGACCUGAUCAAGGAGGUCCGCGGCCGCGGCCUCAUCCUCGGCCUCCAGCUGACCCAGGACCCCGCACCCAUCGUCAAGGCCGCCCGCGAGCGCGGCCUGCUGGUCAUCACCGCCGGCACCAACACCCUGCGUUUCGUCCCACCUCUGACCAUCACGGAGCAGCAGAUCCAGCAGGGCUUGGACAUCUUGGAGGAGGCCAUCUCUGUCACCCGCUCAUGA
Colletotrichum graminicola M1.001 is the source of this 1410-nucleotide messenger RNA. RefSeq names its product acetylornithine and succinylornithine aminotransferase. The coding region runs from base 1 to 1410 and encodes 469 amino acids. Gene Ontology annotation, molecular function: pyridoxal phosphate binding; identical protein binding; transaminase activity. The transcript is spliced from 3 exons. Gene Ontology annotation, biological process: arginine metabolic process. The record is from RefSeq and is a predicted model, not a curated record. Lineage: Eukaryota; Fungi; Ascomycota; Sordariomycetes; Glomerellales; Glomerellaceae. Gene Ontology annotation, cellular component: mitochondrial matrix.